Messenger RNA from Acanthaster planci (crown-of-thorns starfish), 2721 nucleotides. RefSeq lists its product as uncharacterized. NCBI's taxonomy places the organism in Eukaryota, Metazoa, Echinodermata, Asteroidea, Valvatida, Acanthasteridae. The record is from RefSeq and is a predicted model, not a curated record.
CCACGCUUAGCGCUAACGCCUCGGUGUAUACAAGUUAACAGAAUUCAGAACAGGGUUUCAAAUCAGCAAUCAUCAUACAUCCUAGGGGGUUCAGAAGUAUUCAGUUGGGCAACCUGCGGAUGCUGAUGUGCCCGAUACAGGACGACCUCCCUCCAUGUACAGCGGGACCUCACGCAACUCCUCAGCAAGAUCAUCCAAGUCAAAGAUCACAAGACGUCUUGCUGAACAGGAAUCACGCAGGAAACUGGAGGAGCUCAGGAGGAAGGCGGAAGAGGAAAGAGCGAAAGUCCAGUUCCAAGCCAAGCAGAUGGAAAUUCAAAUCAACUCAGAUUUGAGGCGGGCAGAGAUAGAACUAGAAACUGAGAGACUGAGACAUGAAAUUGAUGUAAUUUAUCAGGAAGAAAAAGACCAAACAAACGUGGGUGGUCACUUACCAGGGCAGGUGGAGUCAGUUAAAGAUAGAACCUUUGCUUGGGUAAAUGAAGGGGUAAGUACUUCUGAGCCCUCUGUAUCCAUGUUGGCUGAUAUUGGUAUGAAUACCUCUGUCAAUCUUAACGCGCGCAUGCCCGAGCCUGUACCGUUAAUGCAGCACAGCAUGGCCAUCCCCAUGACAAGUGUUAACCCUCGUGAGGCAGCAAGUCAACACACUUCACAUGUCAUGUCAAGCGCAUACGUUUCGCACGGGGCGGCAAGCACCUACCUUCCUGGGCCAGCAAGCGCGCACAUUUCGCAUGUCAUGUCAGGCGCAUACAUUUCACACGGGGCGGCAAGCACUCAUCCUCCUGGGGUAAUAAAUGCGCCGGUUUCGUGUGUUAUGGCAGACUCGUAUGUUUCACACCAGGCAGCAGGCGUACAAGUGGCCAGUUCCUUGCCACAAGUCUUUAACCCAAAUGCCUCCGUAUUUCUUCCUAACACCGUGUUAGUUCAGUCUUUGCCCACAGUUCGUUUGUUCAGUGACAUGCCAGUUUCCAAGUUCUCACCAACCAGUGGUGCAUCCGCCAUGGAAGGAGUGGGCAGUCAAUCCCCAACCCAGCAUGGUGCCCCCAGGCAGCAGUCCACCAAGAAUGGCAAGGUUCCAGAGCCAUCGACCUCAAGAGAGGACACAGACACUUCCAGUGGUGAAGAACAGGGCGAAUCAAGUUCCUCCAAUGAUGACGACCCAUCAAAGAGUGAUAAAGGUAGCAAACAUUCACACUGUUCUAAGGCGUGAGGUCAAAAUACAAACGCUUUUGAAAGCGUCCAACGCUUUGUAAACGGUAAGCCUCACGGACGGUCAACAUCGUAAAGACGAACGCUUCAGCGAGGCUGGCCAAACCGUUGCGGUCGAGUACGUCGUGCACUCUGCAGCUUCCAGUAAACAAUGGACAGCUCAUUGCAUUACGGCAUCAUAGAGUUCUGUGGUCUGGUGGAUUAGUCAUAACAAUAGCUCUUUACUUUGCAGCUCCGCUGGAGGAUUUUGAUCGGGAGACUGUUUUAACUUCCUGAUAAAACACAAGUAUUGAGUAGUUGUGUUGCGCUGUCAGUUUCCAGACCCAGUCUUUUCAGGUUGCAAUACCCUGUAAUCUUGAUAUUUUGUCUCGGUAUCGUGAGUUAAAUACACACCUAACUGUAUACCUGCAGAAUCGAAUAUACUAACUCGAAAUAGUAUUUACCUGAAUCAUACACGACGUAGUGUUCUGUUCGCCAACAUGUAGUCAAAGAUAAAACCUUUUUUUGUGCCCGUGUGCACAAGCUGGGACUCAGCAUUGCGCGCUCGCAGGUUCGAGGAAGACACGUACGCGAACUACGCGCUUUCUGCUUCGAAGCUGCACCUGCACGAUUUAAGGAUACAAGUACAUGUUUUUUCUUUAAAUCAAUAGUAAAUGCGUGCACGUUGCAAUAUGUUUUAUACGUACGACUCUUUUGUACUCUUUGAAUACUUUGUGGCUGCACAAAAUUCUUGUUGGAAAAACAAACAUGUGGGGUUUUAUACUUAUCUCUGGUGUUUGGCUUUACCUAUUAAACUUAAAAAGCUUGCCAAGCGGUUUGGUGCAUGCUGUGCUUCAGCGCAGCGCAAGGAGAUUUUUGUUCGCGCGGUGGCCUAACUUGCCUUUCAGUUGACCGUGAAGGGUUUGAUCGUAGUGCAGAUGCGUUGUAAUGGAAUUUGUCAGAUCUCAAAUAACAAAAUGCUGUUAUUCCUUCAAAAGAGGCUGAUGAAAAAUCGCCCCUUUGGUCACGUGCACGCUGUCCUUGGAGAGGUUCCCCCUCAGAUAUGCAACGAAAGCCAUUUUCGUAGUUUUCAAAAGCCAUCUAUUUCGCAAAAAUAACCAAAACACAUUUGCUCGAAAUUUGAUUUUAAUCUUGUAUUCUGUACUGGAGGAAAGUCCUAAUUGAGCAUGCUGUUUUUUUCUAUUUGCACAAAUCUUACGGUCGUUUUGUUGAGUCUGAACACAACUGCCUCUGGUCGGCAAAACACGGUCGGAAACUGUCACACCCUCGAGAUAACUUUAUAUGGAAUGUACUCGUAAACAAACUCUGGGGAAAAAGUUUAUAAAAAAGGUAUUCAAAUCAAAGUUGCUCGCGGAUCGGGAGAGAUAGCAGAUUCAUAAUUUUACACGUAGGAAUACUUUAUAGGCCUUUGCAGCACGAUCGUAGCGAGCCUUUCAUGUCUCAGUGUGCAUUGUACUUGUACAUGUGUGUACAUGUCCGAACCCAACCGAUCCGAAGUUCGGCAAAAAAUGU